Epithele typhae is the source of this 3039-nucleotide messenger RNA. RefSeq names its product DNA replication factor C large subunit. The transcript is spliced from 12 exons. Lineage: Eukaryota; Fungi; Basidiomycota; Agaricomycetes; Polyporales; Epitheliaceae. Gene Ontology annotation, molecular function: ATP hydrolysis activity; ATP binding; DNA clamp loader activity. Bases 1 to 3039 code for a protein of 1012 amino acids. The record is from RefSeq and is a predicted model, not a curated record. Gene Ontology annotation, cellular component: DNA replication factor C complex; nucleus. Gene Ontology annotation, biological process: DNA repair; DNA replication.
AUGUCCAGCAAGGCAAAAGUUCCUGUCAAGUCUCAUGGGAGCGAUAUCCGCGGGUUCUUUGCCAAGGGCUCAGGCUCAAGUACACCGCAGCCAUCUAGGGGCCCAGCCGCUGGAAAGCUGAAAACCUUGGCCAUCGAUAUCAGCGAAGAUGAGGGCGAGAGCUCGAAGAAAAAGCCCGGUGUAGCGAAGCCAACUAAGGCAACCCCUUCCAAACCCGCUCCUGCGAAGCCUACCCCUGCAAAACCCGGUCCCUCUAAGACCCGGAGCGAACGGGCGAUGGAGGUGGACAGCGAUAGCGACGUUCCGAAACGCACUGCCCCGAAGCGGAAAGCCAGAGUCGUUGAGAGCAGUGACGAGGACGAAGAGACUGGUACGCCCCCAAAGAAGAAGCAGGUCGUGUCUGCAGUCCCGCCCCCGAAGCCCCGCCCAAGCACGUCCGAGCCCAAACAGCAGCCCGCCGCCCGCCGCCCGCUGAGUCCUCGCAAGGCAGUCGCCGCAGCCACCGCACGCAAGAAGAAGGCACAAGACGAUGAUUUCAUCGUCUCGGACGACCACGUGGACGAUGACGACGAUCAGGACGAUGACUUCGAGAUGGACGACGAAGAAGAGGGCUCGAAGAAGAGCAAAAGCAAGACCAAGCCCCCCGCGAAGAAACCCCCGGCGAAGGCUGUUCCGGCUAAGUCUACUGCUGCAAAAGCCACUCCUACGAAGUCCGCGCCUGCCAAAAAGAAGACGGAAGAGAAGAAGCCAGCCAAACCCGCAGAGAACUCGUCUGCGAAGACGGAGGACAAGUCGGCCGCAAAGUCGGAGGGCAAGAGCGAGGAGAAGCCGGCAAAGAAGCCAAAUUGGAUAGCGAUGAAGGCGGGACGUGCCGGUCCCUCCGACCCCGGCUCAAAGGAGAUCCCCAUCCCCGAAGACCCGAAUUGUCUAGCCGGACUAUCGUUCGUCUUCACAGGCGAACUGAGCAGUCUUUCUCGCGACGAGGCUAUAGAACUCGCGAAGCGCUAUGGGGGCCGUGUUGUCGGGCAGCCGUCAACCAAGACAUCCUACGUCGUCGUCGGAUCCGAUGCCGGGCCCAGUAAGCUCAAGGCGAUUGAGAAGAACAAGCUCAAGACUCUCGACGAGGACGGCUUCCUAAAUCUCAUCGCGACGCGGAAGACGGACGAGAGCAUGCUGGAUGACAAGACGCGGAAGAAGAUGCAGAAGGAGGACGAAGCGAUCCGACAGAGUGCGAAGGAGAUGGAUAUGCGCGAAAAGAGGGCUGCAAAGGCGGCAGCGUCUGGGUCUGCAGUAUCCAAGCCAGACCUCGGCAGCCAGCUCUGGACAGACCGCUAUGCGCCACAGUCUCUUAAGGAGAUCUGCGGCAACAAAGGGCAGAUUGAGAAGCUUCAAGGUUGGUUGAACGCCUUCGCGGCGAGCAUGAAGUCGGACUUCAAGAAACCGGGCAAAGACGCCAUGGGUAUCUUCCGCGCAGUCAUGAUCACCGGUCCUCCAGGGAUCGGGAAGACGACGAGUGCGCACUUGUGCGCGAAGCUGGCUGGCUACACCCCUAUCGAGCUCAACGCUAGCGACGCGCGAAGCAAGAAGCUCGUAGAGAACAGCACCAACAUCAUGAACACCUCGCUGGAUGGGUGGAUGGGAGGCGGCACGAAGACAAACGCCGCCGGCGUCGCGAUCACGGAAAAAUCGUGUCUGAUCAUGGACGAGGUCGACGGAAUGUCGGCCGGAGACCGUGGCGGCGUCGUCGCCCUCGUCGCCCUGAUCAAGAAGAGCAAGGUCCCGAUCAUCUGCAUCGCGAACGACCGCGGCGCGCAGAAGCUGAAGCCGCUCACCGCGUCGACGUUCAACCUCACCUUCAAACGGCCCGAGGCCGCCGCGAUCCGCUCCCGCAUCCUGAGCAUCGCGUUCAAGGAGAAGAUGAAGAUCCCCGCGAACGUCAUCGACCAGCUCGUGCAGGGCGCACAGUCGGACAUCCGGCAGGUGCUCAACAUGCUCGCGACCUGGCGGCUGUCGAGCGCGAGCAUGGACUUCGACGAGGGCAAGGCGAUGGUGAAGAUGAACGAGAAGUACGCGGUCAUGACGCCGUUCGGGGUGAUCAACAAGAUGCUCGGCCCGCAGAUGUUCUCGCCCACGGCGCGGGAGACGCUCGGGGACAAGAUGGAGCUGUACUUCCACGACCCGUCGUUCGUCCCGCUGUUCAUGCAGGAGAACUACCUCAAGACCCAGCCGCACCGUGUCCGGAACGUGGAAGGGCCCGAGAAGACGCUCAAGCACCUCGAGCUCAUGGACAAGGCGGCGCGCUCGCUCUCGGACUCCGACAUCGUGGACAGUCUGAUUCACGGGCCGAACCAGUACUGGUCGCUGAUGCCUCUCCACGCCGUAUGCUCGACUGUCCGACCGGCCUCCUUCCUAUACGGCAUGGGCGCCGGGUACGGCGGCCCCAACGCCAUGUCCUUCCCGCAAUGGCUCGGCCAGAACUCGAAGCAGAACUCGCUCCAGCGGCAGCUCACCGACAUCCAGGCGCGCAUGCGCCUGAGGGUCUCCGGGGACAAGUCCGAGAUCCGCCAGAGCUACAUCCCCGCGCUCUUCCCGCACCUCGUGCAGCCGCUGAUGGAGAAAGGCGCGAGCGCGGUGGACGACACGAUCGAGUUCAUGGACGGGUACUUCAUCUCGCACGACGACUGGGACACGCUCGUCAAGCUCGGCGUCGGCGCGCAGGCCGAGGCGGCGGUGCUCAAGCAGAUCUCGACGGCGACCAAGUCCGCGUUCACGCGCAAUUACAACGCGCGCGACCACCCGCUCGCGUUCCACAAGGCGGAGGCGCUCGGCAAGCCGCCCAAGAGGCUCGCCGCGGCGGGCGCGGCGCCGGACCUGGAGGAGGCGUUCGACGUGGAGGACGAAGUGCCGGCAGAUGAGGAGAAGGAGGAGGCGGACGACGGCCUAGAUAACGAUAAGCUCAUCAAGGCGUCGAAGGGGAAGGGGAAGGGCAAGGCGGUGGCAGUGGUGGCGAAGGGGAAGGGGAAAGUCACGAAGAAGUGA